Messenger RNA from Poecile atricapillus (Black-capped chickadee), 2981 nucleotides. Its product is annotated as epithelial discoidin domain-containing receptor 1-like. Gene Ontology annotation, cellular component: membrane; signaling receptor complex. The record is from RefSeq and is a predicted model, not a curated record. The coding region runs from base 93 to 2738 and encodes 881 amino acids. Gene Ontology annotation, molecular function: protein tyrosine kinase collagen receptor activity; ATP binding; collagen binding. The transcript is spliced from 17 exons. Gene Ontology annotation, biological process: positive regulation of kinase activity; protein phosphorylation; cell surface receptor protein tyrosine kinase signaling pathway. Lineage: Eukaryota; Metazoa; Chordata; Aves; Passeriformes; Paridae.
AAAUUUUGGGAGCGAGGAGAAGGAACCGAGGAGCCCGUUCACUCCCAGCCCCUCCCAGUGCUCCCAGUGUCCCCAGACUGGGGGGCGGGGCCAUGGGGGCGCUGCCACUGCCCCUCCCCCUCCUGCUGCUGGCCGGGGUGGCCGAGGGGACCCCGCGGGGGACGGAGGGGACAUCGGGGACCCUGCUGGACCUGGGCCGCUGUCGCUUCGCGCUGGGAAUGGAGGACGGGACCAUCCCCGACUUUCGCCUCUCGGCCUCCAGCGCUUGGUCCGACUCCACCGCUGCCCGCCACGGCCGGCUGGGCCGCAGCGACGGCGACGGCGCCUGGUGUCCGGCGGGGCCGGUGUUCCCGGCCGAGCAGGAGUUCCUGGAGGUGGACCUGGGCCACCUGCACCUGGUGACACUGGUGGGGACACAGGGACGCCACGCGGGGGGACACGGCCGGGAGUUCGCCCACCAGUACCGGCUGCGCUACAGCCGCGACCGGCGCCGCUGGCUGCGCUGGAGGGACCGCUGGGGCGCCGAGGUGAUCGGUGGCAACGAGGACCCCGAAGGGGUGGUGCUGAAGGACCUGUCCCCACCGCCGGUGGCCCGGGCGCUCCGGGUGUACCCGAGGGCGCCGCGCGCCAUGAGCGUCUGCCUGCGCCUCGAGCUCUACGGCUGCCCCUGGGAGUCGGGUCUCCUGUCCUACACGGCCCCACGAGGACACGUCAUGGCCCUGGACCCCGUCCCCAUCGUCCUCAACGACUCCACCUACGACGGCUUCAGCGCCGGCCCGUUACACUUCGGGGGUCUGGGCCAGCUCUCAGACGGGGUCCUGGGCCUCGAUGACUUCUUGAGGACCCGCGAGCGCCGCCUGUGGCCGGGCUACGACUACGUGGGGUGGCCGCGUCCCCCCGGUCCCCAACCCCACGUGGAGCUGGAGUUUGAGUUCCAGGAGCUCCGGGCCUUCCACGCCAUGCAGGUCCACUGCAACAACCUCCACACGCGCGGGGUCGGAAUCUUCCGGGCGGUCGAGUGUCGCUUCAAGAAGAGCUUGGCCACCGUCUGGGAGCUCAUGGUGGCCACCCACAGCCUGGCCGGGGCCAUCAAGGACCCCAGCGCCCGUUGGGUCACCGUCCCCUUGGGUGGGCGCCACGCCCGCUUCAUCCAGUGCCGCUUCUUCUUCAGCGCCGAGUGGAUGCUCUUCAGCGAGGUCUCCUUCGUCUCAGAGGUGCUGGACGAGCCCGUGGGUGCCAGCGGGUGGCCCCCAACCCCUGACCCCUCUGCCGCCAUCUUGGAAAAUGCCCGCCAAGGGGGAGGAGCCACCAACGUCACCUCCCCGGUAGCCCCCGGGGAGGCCAAACUGGUGCCACCGGUGGCCAAAGCGGAGGCGGGGCAGUCGCCGGCGCUGCUGGGCUGCCUGGGCGCCAUCAUCCUCCUCCUGCUCGCCCUCAUCAUCCUCAUCCUGCGGCGCCGCCUCUGCGCCGGGGCACUGGGAAAGGCGCAGGGCCGGGGUCCGGAGGCGUCGCUGCGGGUGCAGCUCUCGGGGGACGCCGUGGUCAUCAACAACGCCACGGGCGGGGGAGGGGCGCGGGGGCUGCCCCGCUACGAGAGGAUCCCCCCCGGAACCGGAACCGGAACCGGAACCGGAACCGGAACCGGAGAGUACCAGGAACCCACCCGGGCACGGCCACGACCGCCCCCGGGGCCACCUGGGGCUGCCAAUCCGGCCUAUCGGCUGCUCCUGGCCACCUACGCUCGACCAAUGGGAGGCCUCGCCCGAGCCCCGCCCGAUGGCACCAAACCAAUCAACACCGACGGUGAAGCUGAGGGGGGGGCGGGGGCUUACGCUGAAGCUGACGUCACCGGAGGCUCCGCCUAUGCGCUGGCUGGCCCCGCCCACGGCCCCGCCCACGGCCCCGCCCUCCCCUCCUUCCCCCGGCACCGCCUCCGCUUCCGGGAGAAGCUGGGGGAGGGGCAGUUCGGAGAGGUGCUGCUGUGUGAGGUCAUCGCCCCCCACACCCUGGACCUGGCCACGCCCACCGGCUCAGGCCACGCCCCCCCGGCCGAAGGGCGCCCCCUGCUGGUGGCGGUCAAAGUGCUGCGGCCGGACGCCACCAAGAACGCCCGGCGGGAUUUCCUGCAGGAGGCGCGGACGCUGGGGCGGCUGCGGGACCCCAACAUCGUGCGGCUGCUGGGGGUGUGCGGGGGGCCCGGCCCCCUCUGCAUCGUCACCGAGUACAUGGAGCACGGAGACCUGCACCAGUUCCUGGGCGGGCCCCGAGGCCACGCCCUCAGCCUCCCCACGCUGCUGCAGCUGGGAGCCCAAAUCGCCUCCGGGAUGCGAUUCCUGGCCGGGCUGAACUUCGUGCACCGGGAUUUGGCCACCCGGAAUUGCCUGGUGGGCGACGGAUUCACCGUCAAGGUGGCGGAUUUCGGGAUGAGCCGGAAUCUCUACGCCGCCGAUUAUUACCGGGUGAGGGGCCGGGCGCUGCUGCCCAUCCGCUGGAUGGCCUGGGAGUGCAUCCUGAUGGGCACGUUCAGCCCGGCCAGCGACGCCUGGGCCUUCGGGGUGACGCUCUGGGAGGCUCCAAAACGACCCCAAAAAACCCAAAAAAACCCCAAAAUCUCGACCCAAAAACGCCGAAUUUCGAACUCCUGGAAUUCCUGGAAUUCCCAAAAUUUGGGAUUUGGGAAUUUUGGGAUUCCCAGGGCACGUUCAGCCCAGAAAGAGCCACCUGAACCUUUGGGGUGACGCUCUGGGAGGCUCCAAAACCCAAAAAAACCCCCAAAAAACCCCAAAAUUUCGACCCCAAAUCCUGGAAUUUCGACUCCCGGAAUUCCGGAAUUUUGGGAAUUUUGGGAAUUUUGGGAAUUUUGGGGUUCCCAGGGCACGUUCAGCCCGGCCAGCGACGCCUGGGCCUUUGGGGUGACGCUCUGGGAGGUGCUGACGCGGUGCCGGGAGCAGCCGUACGGGGCCCUGAGCGACGAGCAGGUG